CCUUAGCUUACCUAGCUCCCAGCUGGGUACCCCACAUCCAAAAUUCGACGUUCACGGUUUCGUCCAUCGCUUCCUUCCAGCUACACCUCAACCAACAAGGGGUCAUAAAUUAUCACAACCACCACCACCACCACCGCCGCCCACCGCCCAACAUGUCGCACCCGCGCGUAGAAGAAGUCUCCGACAGCGACCUCUCGGACCCCAGCGAGGGCGACAUCGAAGACUUCUUGGAAUCCGACAUCCUCCGGCAAAAAGCCCCGGCCUCCGAGCCCUCCCUCUUCCCCUCCUCCGGCCCAUCCUCCGGCCCACGCAUGCAACACCCGUCUGCCGCAGCGCCGCAGCAGCAACAGGUCCAACCAAGCGACAUAAAAGACUACCAAAUGCUCUACCCAGUCUACUUCGACAGCACGCGCUCGCGAGCCGAAGGCCGCCGCGUCUCCAAAUCCCUCGCCGUGAAGAACCCGCUCGCGCGCGAGAUAGCCGCGGCCUGCGCCGCGCUCCGCCUAUCCCCCGUCUUCGAAGCGCACCGCGUGCACCCCAAAGACUGGGCGAACCCAGGACGGGUGCGCGUCAAGCUCUCCUCCUCCUCCACCUCCAAGUCCCCCUCUGCUCAAAAAUCCCAACCGAACCCGUACGCCGCACAAGUAAAAAACAAACACCACCUCUACAUCCUCAUCGCAAAACACCUACAAGCGCACCCGACGACCGACAGCUCCGACGCCUUGCGCCGCGUCCGGGUCCCGGGUCUCGCGGUCCCCGACGACGACGAGCCGUGGCCUAGGCCGGCGGUGCCGCGGGGCUGGAAGAUGGGGGAGUUGUUGCCUGCGUACAGCGCCGCGAUGACGGGGGGCGGGGUGAGCGAGAACGCGUUCAAGGAUAUGAUGAAGGAGAUGCAAGGAGGAGGAGGAGGCCCCGGCGGCCCAGGUGGCGCCGAUAUGAUGAGUAUGCUCGGAGGUAUGGGCGGAAUGGGGGGUAUGCCCGGGAUGGGCGGAAUGCCUGGGAUGGGAGCUGGACCGAGCGAGGGUGGAGGGGGCGGCGGCGGUGGGAAGAAAGGGAAGAAGGGAAAAGGAAGGGCGUGAGGGUCGUCUAGGGGGGCUUUGAUAAUACGUAUGUCUAAGAGAUGGGAUGAGGUACUACAUACCAUACCCUUCCAUAUAGAAUAAAAGGGGUUGUGGUAAGAAGGAAAAAUGACUGUCACGAUGCACCUCGCAUCUUCUAAAGACUUGCAUCAAGUCUAUGAAUGACACCACCAUCAACUUGCAAGAUAGGAUAAUGGAAUAUCAUGUCAUUGUA
Messenger RNA from Annulohypoxylon truncatum, 1293 nucleotides. RefSeq names its product signal recognition particle, SRP19 subunit. Gene Ontology annotation, biological process: SRP-dependent cotranslational protein targeting to membrane, signal sequence recognition; SRP-dependent cotranslational protein targeting to membrane. The coding region runs from base 153 to 1079 and encodes 308 amino acids. NCBI's taxonomy places the organism in Eukaryota, Fungi, Ascomycota, Sordariomycetes, Xylariales, Hypoxylaceae. Gene Ontology annotation, cellular component: signal recognition particle, endoplasmic reticulum targeting. The record is from RefSeq and is a predicted model, not a curated record. Gene Ontology annotation, molecular function: 7S RNA binding. The transcript has a single exon.